Messenger RNA from Gryllus bimaculatus (two-spotted cricket), 2039 nucleotides. The record is from the annotation of a GenBank genome assembly. Lineage: Eukaryota; Metazoa; Arthropoda; Insecta; Orthoptera; Gryllidae.
GGUGGCAGCAUUAUCCAAUCAACAUGUCUCUUAUGAAUCCGACAAGGGCUUGCCGAUGGCUGCUGCUUCCUUUGUUUAGUCUAAGUGCAAUAAAGGCUCAUACUUCAGAGCCGACAUAUUUCCAUAAAGAUGUAAAAAUAUGCAGUGCGAAAGAUCUUAAUUUGAAUAAGUGUUUCACCGACUCUGCUAACCAAAUGUUGAAACAUCUCGUUAAAGGUAUACGGAAGCUGAAUGCUGUACCUAUGGACCCACUUUGCAUUCCAAAUAUUUCACUCGGGAAGAAUAAUACACUUAUACCAACCUUGGCUUUCAAUUUAAACAACACUCUUCGCGAAGGUUGGAGAGACGCUGUUGUAAUACGUUCGGUGAUAAAUCCGAAAAGGCACGAAUUCAACAUCGUUAUUCGAAUUCCUCGAUACAACAUGCGCGGCACCUGUGACCUGUUUGGCAGCAUCAUUGGCAUUCCGGUGGAGGGCUCCGGGGAUGUCGACAUCACGUUUUUCAAUAUGACGAACGAUAUGAAGAUGCGAGGACAUUUGGAAGAACGGAACGCCCAAGAGUUCCUUGUCAUAGAUGACUUUCAACAGAGAACGGACAUAGUCAAGCUGAAGGUACAUCUGGAAAAUGUCUUCAAUAGCACUGAGAUCAGCAAUGCGACCAACAACCUAUUGAAUCAAAAUAACCUGGCCAUCCUGGACGUAGGCCGUAGCACCAUAAACGAGAUCUGGGGGGCAAUGCACUGGGGGCUCAUACAAAGGAUCUUCGACAAUGUGCCGUAUGCGGCCAUGUUCAGAGAUCUCGACUGAGCUGCAGUGAUGGAUUAAAAAGUCAAGAAAAUCACCUUUUUGAGAACGUACCUGAAACAUUUACCUCAGUCUUCUUCAUCAGAAGAAAUUGAUCUGGAGCAAAUAACCCGCGUAAAUUGAAAAUAUAAUCGCCGCAAACAUGAGUUCAAAGUACGCACGUUUCUACUAAAAUAAUCCAUUUACAAUGUAGAAACAGAAAAUUUCAACAUGUCAUGACUUUUAAAAUACUGUGUUUUAUUAUUUUAUACAAGUAGUUUCGUAGGUUUUUUAGUAGCCAGUUAAAUGAAAUUAGGAUGAAUGUUAAAUGGAAAUAGUUUGCUAAUGCAAAAUUCUUGUUUAUUUAUGUGUUUUAUUUAUUUAUUUAUUGAUCAAGAUAUAAUUUUUUAUCAAAUGUUUCGAAUUUCGUCGCCAUCUCCUCCAAAUAUAAUUCGCUAACGAAAGAUGACGGUUUGGAACAGUCUGUGAGAAACCAUCAUUGCAAGACCCGGUAAGUGUAUCACUACUGGCCAGAAAAUUAUCUCUCCUAUCUAUAGUCCUAGGGAGAAAAUAGGGAGCUGCAAGUAGGGGUACAUUUGGAAAAGUACAUGCGGGGUAACGUGAUGAGGUACCAGAGGGAAACAUGUACAUAUGUAGGAAAACACGUGAGCGGACAUCUUAAGAACAUGCAGAAAUAUAUGUAGAACGAGGCAAAAUGAAUGAAGGAACAUGCAGAGAAACAUACGAGGGCAGAUGAAUCCUACAUAUUGUGUCUUAAGAAGUGUGAGUAAACAAAAUGUGAUCCUUGUGAACCUUCUGUACCUUUUUUUAGAGAUGUAGUAUUUCUGAAAACUCCAAUUUCUUAGCAUCUAUGGGUUGGUCAGAAACAAGUGACUCGAAGUUUACAUAAAAUUAAAUUGAUGCACUAAUGGGUCAAUUUUCUAGUACUGUAACGCAAAGUUGAACGUACAGCAAUGCACAUUGUAUGUAGCAAUGCUUUAAUGUAUAGUUGAGGAGAUGGCUUGUCAAAGUUAGGAUCCAGUAUGAAGCUGUUUUAACGUUUGAAACUAUUUACGGAAGGCCCGAAAGUGCUAGUUAUUUUUUAUAUUACACCACUGUGGAGGGUCCAAUAGCGACCCAAAGUGGUGAUUACUAUUACAAUAUUUAUUGUUUUAUAAAUUUGAGUGUAUUUAUUAUUGUAACAACAAUUUAAAUGUGUAAUAAAUUCAAACUUUUAAUGGAUAUCAAUUGAAAUAU